AUGCACAUCGGAGCAGUGCGAGUAUCGGAAAAGGCGCUACUUAUAAAUAUCCAGGAAGAUAGAGUUUUGGGAAUAGCACGUUGCUGGAAUAUAAUUUACGGCAUCGCAGUAUCACACGCAAUAAUGUCCGUGGUGAUUUACUUCCCUUGGAUAUCUAAAGUCGAGUUCGACGCGAAGAGACAGUCCAGAACAUCGGCCUUCUCCUACGCGGUGUGGGAUAGCGAGUCAUUCUCCCUGUGGAAUGGUGGAAUGAAGGGGUGA
Molecule: messenger RNA, 261 nt
Organism: Pieris macdunnoughi
Lineage: Eukaryota; Metazoa; Arthropoda; Insecta; Lepidoptera; Pieridae
Source: the annotation of a GenBank genome assembly